This is a messenger RNA of Dermatophagoides farinae (American house dust mite), 1969 nucleotides long. RefSeq names its product Gustatory receptor-like Holozoa (gene GrlHz). The record is from RefSeq and is a predicted model, not a curated record. Lineage: Eukaryota; Metazoa; Arthropoda; Arachnida; Sarcoptiformes; Pyroglyphidae.
UGACUUGAAAUUGAAAACAAUAGACAAAUCAUAAAUGUAAAAAAAAAUAAUAAUCAUCAUGGAUAAUAAUAAUCGACACAAUUGGCCAUCAACAUCCACCAUAAAUUCAACAUUGACUUCAACAGCUAAUCAUAAUAAUUGUCAACAUUAUCACCAUUAUCAUUAUUAUGGUUCAUUAUCCAUAACGACAUCGACAUCAACAUCAACAACAACAACAACAACAACAACACUACAUCUACAACGAAAACAAUUCCUGACAAUUCUAAUCAAAUUAGAUCAUCAUCAUAUUAUCCAUUAUUGCCAAUUUCAUCGACAAAUUAUUGUGAUAAUAGCCAAAGAAUUAAUAAAUUUUCCAAUCAUUUGACAAAGAAAAAUAUUCCCGAAUCAUUAACAAAAUUGUGGAUGACUGAUGACGAUGAGCAAUAUUCAAAUAUUCGACGUCAUCAUCAUCGUCAUAAGCAUCCAUAUCGUCAUCAACAUCAUAAUGAUACGGCUGCUGAAUCGACAUGUUUUCUUGAAGAUACCGCAAUGGAUGAAACAAAUCUAUCCGGUUCAUUUGUUCAUCAAGAAUUUCGACCAUCAAUAUCACGUGCUUUAGAAUAUUGUCAUAAUGAAGUUUUACCACCAUAUAGACGAUUACUUAAAUUAUUGGGUUGGCAACCAUUUCAAUUUGAUUGUUCGGGUUUUGAUUGUUGUAAAAUUUUAAUCAAUUCAUUGCAUAUAAUGUUUUUGUUUCUGAUCAUUUGUAUUGGCCAUCUACUUCAAUAUGCAUCAUGUUUUCGACAGGAUAGUCUCGGUACUAUGGAUAUUUUCGAUGCAAAAAUUCUCAACGAUAACGAUAAUGCUGCUAUUAUAGAUUUAUUUCAUCAACAUUUUCAUUUAGAAACAAAUCAAAGUUAUCAAUUUUUUAAUUUGACAAAAAUUUUCAAAGAAAUUAAUCAUGAACUUGCUAGUGAAAUUGAUGAACAAAUUUUUAUGAAUCGUGUACAAAUAUUUCUACAUUGUAAAGGAUCAGCAAUGGCACAUUAUUUUCUACCCGGUAUCAUUCAUCUGGUAUCAUUUGCCAUUAUAUUGAAACAUUUACGUUUCUGUGAAGUGGAUCGUUUUCAAAAUCUAUGCCUAUUGAAUUUAUUAUUAGCCACAAAAAUUAUUGGACAUAAAAAGGCUAGUAUUCAGAUUAAAAAAAUUGUACGAAAUUGGAUUGUAGCCAUUUUUCUAUGUCUAUUAUUGAUCAUGAUUCAAUUCGCUAUACGUUUAUUCAUAUUUGAUGAUGUAUCAUUUGGUUUUAUUGAUGCCGAACAUUUACAAUGGCUACCACAACCAUUAUUGUGGCUAAAAUCUUUUUGUUUCAUUUUAUUUUCAUUCAUUGAAUUGAUACAUAUUUCAAUCAUAAUCAUAUAUGCACUUUAUUGUCAAAUGAACAUUCUAUUCAUUCAGAUGAAUGUUACAGCCAUAAGAGAAAAACGAAUUAAUUUUCAGGAAUUUGCCAAAAAUACCGAAAUAUUCAAAAUGAACAUCAACUUCCUUAAUAAUCGUUAUUCAUUGAGCGUAUCAUUGUUAAUGAUUUAUAUAACGGCCAAAGCAUCGGUUACCAUGUUGGAUAUGUUUGCCAAAUAUUCAUAUGUUGGAUGGCAUUUACUAAUGUUGGCUAUUUCAUCAAUGAUUUAUUGGUCAUUGUUAUUAUCGGUACCAUUGUUACAGGCAGCAAGAUUGACCAACGCCUGUCAAUCGAUCAUCGACAUUGGCCAUGAGUUGUGUGCUAGACCAUUCUGUUAUCAACAAACAGCAAGAGAUGAUCUCGAUUCAUUGUUGACAUAUACAAGUAGUUUAAAUCUAAAGGCACGUUUAUUAAUGAUUCCGGUGCGCCCAUCCUUUAUUAUAUCAAUAUUUCUUGUUCUCAUUUUUAUUAUAUUGAUUCUAAGUCAAUUUCAUUUGAUUGAUUUAUGAGAUUUGUGAAAAAAAUUUUGUU